AAUCAGUUAGUGUAAUGAAGACUAAAAUCACCCAGUACAGCGACCGCACUAACACCAAAGGUGAAUUAGCAACUCCAGUCGGCAGGUGUCACUGCAACGACGCCCAACCCCGGACGUUUUGGUUUUGGAGCGCGCGCCAUUCGUAGAAGAAGAGUCUUUCCUCUUGUUUUUUGGUGUGGCUAGUGGGCUAACAGCCACCUCCUCGUUUUAAAUACCGGCAAGUCAGGCCGAUUGUGACUGACCCACAAAACGACAAUCGAUACGCUAGUUGUCCGGUUUGUUGCCAGGACAUACCUCAAUAUCAAAAAUUGGGUAUUUAAAGCCAAGCUGCUCCAGAGGGCUCCACACAAGCGGUGACCAAACCCUGCCUGAUGAUGGAGAGAGGAAGAAAGAAUAUCAUGGAGGACGGCUUAGGCAAAGACUUGGUGGACGCUGGACGGUUUUGCUUUAGCUGCGAGCAGAUAUUUGCAAAUCGGAAAUGCCUCGAGCAACACUCCUGUUUUGCUGCAAGUCACAUCUGCUCCUGUGGAACCGAGUUUGUUGAGUACAAAGACAUGCUAGAGCACAGCACUUCACAUGAACCAGGUCACCAGGUGCUUGAUCAUGGAACAAUAAAGAAGCGCAGGAUUGAGAAGCGCAUAGAAGAGGAGCAGCAGCUCAACCGGCUGCAGACCGGUGAGGUGGUAUGGAAGACGGGGGCGUCGUAUAUGCCGCCGAAGACCAAGCAGCCCAUCUCACCAGCUUGUAUGCCACAAGUUUCCACGCAGUCUCCGAAGAUUUCACAAGUGCCUCAAUUGCCGCACUCUGUGUCGCAAAGAUCUUUGCCCCCGAAACCCCAUGAAAAAGAUAUGCAGAAAAUUUUUGCAGGUGUAGGUGCACCAACGGUGGACCUAUGGACACUUUACCAGCCUGUUGUGCUGGUCCAAACAAUGCGCAAAUUUAACAAGACAAAGCCUUACACUUGUGCUAAAUGUGGGCAGGGUUUUAUAACGCGGGCUUCUCUCAUCUCCCACCACAGCUCUCAUGUGAUAGAUAAAGUUGCUGGCUGUAUAGGAUGUGGGCUGCUGCUCUCAAGCAAGAAGUUAGUGCCUCGCUUCCAUGUUUGUAAAGCACCCAACACCCCAACUACCAAAUUCAGAAUCAUCACUGCGAGACCGCUGAGUUUGAAACCGUCAAAUGUAACCAGUCCAGGAGCCAGGAGUCCAAGUGCUCCGGCGCCUUGGGCCGCUUCCUAUCUCCAGAAAAGCCAGAAUCCCAGCGCAGCCAUUAAAGGCAGUCGAUCACCUCUUAUGACUUCCACCCUGCAGUUGGAAAAUCAGAAAAUCAGUACAUACAAUAAAAGCAAGCUGGGGCUUCAUAUCUCUCCGUCCAUGCAGGUAAAGAGUCAGAAACCCAAUGCAUCCAACCUGUAUAUCACUAACCCCCUUCCAUCGAUGAGUCAGAGUCCAAAUCCCAGUGUGUUCAAUAAAAGCAGUCAUGGCCUCGCUGUCGCUCCCUCUGGCCAGUUAAAGAUGUCCACACAAUCUCUGUCAGGUUUACAGAGCAAACCAAUGCAGAUGUCCUCUGCAUCAAUUGGGUUUCCAUGUCGAGUCUGUCACCUUCCUUUUGAAACGGCUCAGAUGCUACAGAGGCACAAAUGUGUCAAAGCACAUGAGUUUAUGGCAAAGCAUGUGCGAGGUGGCAAAGCGCAUUACAGACUACAGGGGGUGACGCCAGUGACGGGUCCCAAUCCUGCUCAGAUGAACGGUGAGAGAAAACUUGGAGUGCCAGUUUCUGGUAACAUCAAGAAAAAUCCAGUCAUGGCUGUCGAUCUAGACAAAGUGCAAGGUGCGGUUACUCCGAAUGGGAAAACAGGCGUGAAUAAGGACGAUGAUUGUUACAUAGUUGAAAGCGGACCAGACAAAUCUGCUGAGAUGAUAUACCAAGUGACCUCAUUGGUCCCUAUUAAGACUUGACGCAACUAGAGAGGCAAAUCGUAUUUGCAUGUCUCAUUUUAUGUUCAUUAUGGACCAAGAGCAUAAAGUCAGUCCUGUUUGAUGAGCAUCUACUUGUUUAGUUUCAUUGUACAGGAACUCAAUGCUUACUGGCUUUGUCCAAACUUUUGAAGAUGUGUAGGAUUAGUAGUGACAAUAAUCAUACAUCCUAAUUAAGCUGGUUUUCUUUUGUCCUUACUCCAAACAGUUCAAUAAUGGUGUCCCUGCCAUUUUUAUAGAAAAUGUAAAUCCAUAAAGUUAAUCAUCAACAUAUAUGUGCUUGAUUUACCCAAGUUUGGUGGGAUAACUGGGUACUAUUUUUUUUUUAAAUAUGUUUUAUUAUGCUCAGAUAUGUGUUGUGAGGCUGUGGGAAUUGACCAUAAUGUGUUUUUGUCAGACUUCACAAAUACAGUAUAUGUUGUAUUAAACUAUAUUUUCAAGUUCA
This is a messenger RNA of Cyclopterus lumpus (lumpfish), 2418 nucleotides long. RefSeq lists its product as uncharacterized. Bases 372 to 1955 code for a protein of 527 amino acids. Gene Ontology annotation, cellular component: nucleus. Gene Ontology annotation, biological process: regulation of transcription by RNA polymerase II. Gene Ontology annotation, molecular function: RNA polymerase II transcription regulatory region sequence-specific DNA binding; DNA-binding transcription factor activity, RNA polymerase II-specific. NCBI's taxonomy places the organism in Eukaryota, Metazoa, Chordata, Actinopteri, Perciformes, Cyclopteridae. The record is from RefSeq and is a predicted model, not a curated record. The transcript is spliced from 2 exons.